Messenger RNA from Dentiscutata heterogama, 772 nucleotides. The record is from the annotation of a GenBank genome assembly. NCBI's taxonomy places the organism in Eukaryota, Fungi, Glomeromycota, Glomeromycetes, Diversisporales, Gigasporaceae.
GAACCGAAUUGGUGUAAUAACACCAUAUAAGCGGCAACUUGCCGAGAUAAAACGAUUAUUUAUUCAAAAAAUUCCUACUGAUAUAUACAAGGGAAUGGAGUUUAAUACUGUAGAUGGUUUUCAAGGGAAAGAAAAGGAUAUUAUCAUCUUUUCAUGUGUUCGUGCUGGAAGAGAAAGUAGUGUUGGAUUCCUUAAGGAUAUAAGAAGAAUGAAUGUAGCGCUGACUCGUGCCAAAUCUUCAUUGUUUAUUCUUGGAAAUCGACAAGCGCUUGAAAAAAAUCAACAUUGGAAUGAAUUGAUUGAAAACUCAAUACAAAGGGGACUAUACACACGUUGUUCUGGUUAUCAAUUUGCAAUGAAUCUUAAUGCAGAAGUUGGGCGGGCGGCGUCGGAUGAAGUUAUGAUUGUGCCUUCAGUUUCUUUUCGAGACGCAAGAAAUAACACACAAGAGAAUUCAAUUGGAUACAACGCACAAGAGAACUCAGUUGGAUACAACACACAAGAGAAUUCAAAUGGAUGGGAUACACAAGAGAAUUCAUAUGGAUGGGAUACACAAGAGAAUUCAUAUGGAUGGGAUACACAAGAGAGUUCAUAUGGAUGGGAUACACCAGAAAAUACAAUUGGAAACCAACCUAUAAACCUAGGGUAUGGUGGUAGGGAUCGUGAUUUUGGAAGAGGUGCACGACAUAAGCGUAAUUAUAGCGGUCGUGGAAGGGGAAUGCAUCGCGGUAAUAAUAAGCGUAAAAAUGAAAAUAAGCGAUUCAAGCGAUGA